AAAGUGCAGAAUGUAAUCCAAAGCUGCGUGUUUACUGAUGUAAACAGGAAGUGCUGGCGUGACGUCAGCGGGCUCUGCAGUGAAGCACACGCGCAAAGGGAUGUGAAUUCAUCUGGCGCUACUGGAUCAGAGGUCAGAGGUCAGGAUGGCUCACAUCACACUCAAUCAGUACCUGCAGCAGGUUCUGGAGGCCAUCGACAGCAGAGACGGGUCAUUCUGUGCGGAGAUGCUGUCCUUCAAACACCCGCAUGUGGCCAACCCUCGUCUGCAGCUGUCCAAUCCAGAGGAGAAGUGUCAGCAGCUACUGGAGCCGCCGUACGACGAGAUGGUGGCCGCUCAUCUCAGGUGCACCUUCGCUGUGUCCAAUCAUGACUUUGUGGAGGCCUACAAAUGCCAGACGGUGGUGGUUCAAUCAUUUCUGAGAGCGUUUCAGGCGCAUAAAGAGGAAAACUGGGCUCUGCCGAUCAUGUUUGCCGUGACCCUCGACCUCAGGAUAUUUGCCAAUAAUGCGGAGCAGCAGCUGCAGGUGAAGGGGAAGGGGAAGGUUGGAGACAUGCUGGAGAAAGCAACGGAGCAGCUGAUGAACUGCUUUAGAGUCUGUGCCAGCGAUAAUCGCGCUGGGAUCAAUGACUCAAAGAAAUGGGGAAUGUUGUUUCUGAUCAAUCAGCUCUUCAAGAUCUAUUUCAAAAUCAAUAAGCUGCACCUGUGUAAGCCGCUGAUCCGCGCCAUCGACGGCUCCACGCUGAAGGACGAGUACAGCAUGGCUCAGCGUGUCACGUACAAGUACUACGUGGGCAGGAAGGCCAUGUUCGACAGCGACUUCAAACCAGCUGAGGAGUGUCUGUCCUUCUCCUUCACACACUGCCAUCGCUCCUGUCAGAGGAACAAGAGGCUCAUCCUCAUCUACCUGCUGCCCGUCAAGAUGCUGCUGGGUCACAUGCCCACACAUCAGCUGCUGAAGAAGUACGACCUCAUGCAGUUCGCUGACGUCACCAAGGCCGUGAGCGAGGGGAACCUCUUACUGCUCAAUGAAGCUCUGGUCAAACAUGAGACCUUCUUCAUCCGCUGCGGCAUCUUCCUCAUCCUGGAAAAGCUGAAGAUCAUCACUUACAGGAACCUCUUUAAGAAAGUGUAUCAUCUGCUGAAGACGCAUCAGCUUCCUCUGGACGCCUUCCUGGUGGCGCUGAGGAUGAUGAAGGUGGAGGACGUGGACGUCGAUGAAGUGCAGUGCAUCCUCGCCAACCUCAUUUACAUGGGUCACAUCAAGGGUUAUAUUUCCCAUCAGCACCAGAAGCUGGUCGUCAGCAAGCAGAACCCGUUUCCUCCACUGUCCAGCGUAUCCUGAACAUCAGCUCCCAGAAUGCACCUGUUACCAGGAGAAAACACGCUGUUCUUCAGUGAUUCAUUCUUAUUUUAUGUUUGCCCUUGUUUUUUUUUCUAUUAUGUCAAAUAAACGUCACACUGUUUUGUA
Ctenopharyngodon idella (grass carp) is the source of this 1471-nucleotide messenger RNA. It is a transcript of the gene pcid2, whose product is annotated as PCI domain containing 2. Gene Ontology annotation, cellular component: transcription export complex 2. Gene Ontology annotation, molecular function: RNA binding; double-stranded DNA binding. Lineage: Eukaryota; Metazoa; Chordata; Actinopteri; Cypriniformes; Xenocyprididae. Gene Ontology annotation, biological process: poly(A)+ mRNA export from nucleus; post-transcriptional tethering of RNA polymerase II gene DNA at nuclear periphery; transcription elongation by RNA polymerase II. The record is from RefSeq and is a predicted model, not a curated record. The coding region runs from base 146 to 1345 and encodes 399 amino acids. The transcript has 15 exons.